This is a messenger RNA of Moneuplotes crassus, 649 nucleotides long. NCBI's taxonomy places the organism in Eukaryota, Ciliophora, Spirotrichea, Euplotida, Euplotidae. The record is from the annotation of a GenBank genome assembly.
UUUUUUAUUUUAACAGAUUUUUGGCAAAUUUUUCAUUUUUAAAUAAAUUUCCUUGUAAAAUCUAUUGUAAAAAGGAAGCAAGUGGUUUAAAACUCCUCUUUCUAGUUUCUCAUUGAUUUCACCAUUUGCUCAAACCAAGGGAAGUGUUUAAAUAGAGGCAAAACGAGCUUCUUGAAAGCAGCCAUGAGAUCAAGAGCCUCCUAAGUAUUCUUGAAGUAAUUCAAAGAUGCCUACUUGUUAUAAUCCUGGUGUGCACAGUUUAUAUUUAAAGUUUAUUAAAAUAAGUAAGAAAUUAUCACAAGUAUUUUUGAUAUCCAAAAUAAAAAGCAUCUUACAACAAAGUUAUCACAUUUACUUUCUAAUUUUAGGUGAGGUUUAAUUCAAAUAUAAAUCAUUCCAUCUUAGUAUUGACAAGAGGGAGACUAAACCUCUUAAUUUCCUUUAAAAUGUGAGCUUAAACUUAUACCUAAAAAUAGGAUUCUUUCCAAAUAAGAGUUUAAUUACCUUAGUCUAUAUUCUAACAUUUGGCUGGUUAUGAACAGAUUUAUUAUUUUAGGGAUAUUGGUAGCACCAUUAUCGAGAUAAGCAUUCUCUCAGAGCACCAGCUGAUGUUAGUAUUUUAACAUGCAGAAAGUUACCUUGUGUAACA